AUGAUGAUGGAGUGGGAAGCAUUCAUCCCCGACCCACCUCCAGUGCCGGAGGAGUUUGAAGUGCUUGAGAUCCGCGCGGAAGAAUUCCUUGUUGCGCUGGACGAUGGCACCGUGGCCUCCAUCACCGAGGAGCAACUGCCUUCCUUGCAGGAAAUGUUUGCCGCAGAGAAGGAGGAGGGCAUGAAGCUGAUCGGCAAGCCUGUCUCGGUCCCGCCGCCUGAAGGUGAAGAGGGCGAGCCGAAGAUCGUUCUGGAAAGCUUCAGGCCAUCCCAGCUGAACGCGGCGCAGGGCAUGCCAAUGAGGCUUCUGGGACGCUUCCAAGAAGCGGGUGUUGCUUUGGGGAUGCCGGGUGGUUUUGGGUCCUUGGAAGAGAUGCGGAAGAAGGAGGAGGAGGACAAGAAAAACACCAACAGCUACGUGGGUGGAGAUAAGAGUGGCUUGGCGGUGGAGCACCCGGACUCGAACAAAGACCACUUCCAGCGCAUGCAGCAGCUCGCAUCGAGCAGCGGCCAAUCAGGCCCGCUCCCUUCGGAUCAUCGAGAAGUCACGGUCUACCGCAAUGGCUUCACAGUGGGAGAUGGACCUUUCCGACCACUUUCCGACCCGCUGAACAAGAAGUUCAUGGAUGAGAUGGCUGCAGGGCGCUGCCCCGCCGAACUGCAGGCAGGCUCAGACCAACCAGUGCACGUCGCUGUGCACGACAAGCGCGGAGAGGAUUACAAGGAGCCCCCUCCUCCCUCCUACGUCGCAUUCUCCGGUGAGGGCAACACCUUGGGUGGCAGUUCAUCAUCGGCAGCUGCCGUCGAGGCAGACAAGGGGUCCAUGACAGCACGUUUGUUCGUGUUUGACAUGGUAACACAGCUAGAACGUGUGGGCGCCAUGGUCCUCGGGCGGGCGAUGGGCUCCCAGCUGCGCAAGCUCAUGGCCAAGGAGUGCGUGGCCCUCCCUGGUGCCUACAACGGCCUCGUGGCUCGCCUUGUGGCCAUCCACGGGUUCAAAGGAGCCUACUUCUCCGGCGGUGCCCUCUCCGCCAGCUCGGGAGUUCCAGACAUCGGUUUGACUUCUUUGGACCAGUUCUCUUCCAGGAUUAAAGAGGUGGUUUCCGUCUCGGACCUGCCCUUCAUCGCUGAUGCCGACACUGGAUUUGGCGAGGCUGAGAUGGUACGGAAGACCGUGGAGGAGUACUGCUGGGCGGGAGCUGCUGGACUUCACAUCGAAGACCAGGUCUUUCCCAAGAGAUGUGGCCACCUCGACGGCAAGGCCUUGGUCCCAAUUGAUGUCUUCGUUGAGAAGGUCGAGCGAGCGGCAGAAGCUUCGCAGAGAUGCUCAGACGGUGAAUUCAUAAUUUGUGCGCGCACAGAUGCGGCUGGGGUGCCGGGCGAAGGCUUGCAGAAAGCCAUCGAGCGAGCCACGGCCUACGUCGCAGCCGGAGCUGACAUGAUCUUUCCGGAAGGUUUGCAAUCAGAGGAGGAUUUUCGCAGCUUCGCCGCGGCCAUGAAAUCAUUGAAGGGACCGGCGCCAGACGGAGGCCCCUUCUUGCUGGCCAACAUGACCGAGUUUGGGAAGACUCCCUACCUCACGCUGCAGCAAUUCCAGGGGCUGGGUUACCACUGCGUGAUCUACCCGGUGAGCACACUGAGGGCCGCCAUGCCUUAUCCUCA
Symbiodinium necroappetens is the source of this 1661-nucleotide messenger RNA. The record is from the annotation of a GenBank genome assembly. NCBI's taxonomy places the organism in Eukaryota, Dinophyceae, Suessiales, Symbiodiniaceae.